This is a messenger RNA of Cordyceps fumosorosea ARSEF 2679, 639 nucleotides long. RefSeq lists its product as hypothetical. Gene Ontology annotation, biological process: transmembrane transport. Bases 1 to 639 code for a protein of 212 amino acids. Lineage: Eukaryota; Fungi; Ascomycota; Sordariomycetes; Hypocreales; Cordycipitaceae. The record is from RefSeq and is a predicted model, not a curated record. Gene Ontology annotation, cellular component: membrane. The transcript is spliced from 2 exons. Gene Ontology annotation, molecular function: ATPase-coupled transmembrane transporter activity.
AUGAAGCCAUUGGUGGACGCUUCCCUCGACGGCACGCAGAAAAUUGUCGUCUCUGCGCGAACUGGAAGUGAGCAAGGGUCUCUGAUACCAGCAGUGCUGCGAAUGACCAAGUACUCUGGUGCUAUUCGAAUAGACGACAUCAACCUCAAGAAUGUGCCGCGCGUGGUCCUCCGGUCCUCCAUUACCACCAUCACACGACAAGGCCUCGAGCUGGAUGCCACGCUGCGCACCAACCUGGACCCCUUGUCGAUGACGGAGUGCUACUUUAGUGACGAGGACCUCAUCAGCAUGUUGCACCGCGUGCGGUUGUGGGACGCUGUGCAACGCCGCGGCGGCCUUGACGCUAGCAUGAGCCGGAUGCGCUUCUCCCCGGCCCAGCGGCAGCUGCUCGGCCUCGCCCGUGGUGCGCUACACCACCGUCGCGAGGGUACGCGAGUCGUCCUCAUCGACGACGCCAUCACCGCUCAUCUCGAUGAGCACAUGCGCACCAGGAUGAAUGACUUCAUCGACGGCGAGUUUGCUGCCUGCACCGUCCUCAUGGUCGCGCACGACCUCGAGGCAAUCCGCACGGCCGACAUCGUCAUCACGAUCGAAGGGGGCGCCAUCACCAGCGUGCUGGCGCAAAACGGUGCAGGUUGA